GAUAGUGGAGGCUUUCAAAUGGUUUCUCUGUUAAAAUUGGCGAAGAUAACAGAACAAGGCGUAGAAUUUCAAUCACCACAUGAUGACGGAACAACAAUGUUACUCACCCCAGAGCAUUCUAUAUCUUUACAAAAUUCUAUCGGUGCUGAUAUUAUAAUGCAAUUAGAUGAUGUAGUAUCAUCAUUAGUAACUGGAAAAAGGGUUGAAGAAGCAAUGUAUAGAUCAAUAAGAUGGUUAGAUAGAUGUAUCAGUGCCCAUAAAAAACCAGAUAGCCAAAAUUUAUUUGCUAUUAUACAAGGCGGAUUGGAUGCUAAUUUACGAAAGAAAUGUGUCGAAGAAAUGGUAUUACGUGAUACACCCGGAUACGCGAUAGGUGGCUUAAGUGGUGGUGAAGAAAAAGAUACUUUUUGGAAAAUAUUCGGUAAUGCUCUAACAUCCAAGGGUUCAUUAAACCUAAAAUCAGCAAAAUUUUCCAAAGAUUUUCAACCUAUUGAAAAAGAUUGUGAUUGUGUUGCUUGUAAAUCAUAUACUCGGUCAUAUAUUCAUUUGCAAGCAACAAAGGAAACUGUUGGAUGUCACUUGGUCACUAUUCAUAAUAUUGCAUAUCAACUAAGAUUAAUGAGAAAUAUUAGGCAGGCUAUCAUAGAGGAUAAAUUUCCAUCGUUUGUAAAGCAAACCUUUAGAGAUUUAUUUGGUAGUGAAGAAAAAUAUCCCGUAUGGGCCGUUAAUGCUUUAAGGAGCGUUAACAUCGAUUUGUUAUCUGAAAAAUAA
Messenger RNA from Racocetra fulgida, 771 nucleotides. NCBI's taxonomy places the organism in Eukaryota, Fungi, Glomeromycota, Glomeromycetes, Diversisporales, Gigasporaceae. The record is from the annotation of a GenBank genome assembly.